CUCAUUCCUACAUUUGGGUAACACAUAUUGCCAUGGCUCCUUCAUCACCCAACAAUAUCGUGUGUGUUAUGGAUGCUUCGACCCCUCUCGGCAUCGCCCUCGUCGACCGUCUCCUCCGUCUCAAGUUCACCGUCCACGCUGCUAUCCACUCGAAUAUCAGCGAGUUCAUGUUCAACGGAUAUGACAAUAAGAGCCUCAAGAUCUUCCACUCUGACCCGUUUGAUUACCAUAGCAUAGUCGAUGCGUUGAGAGGGUGUUGUGGAUUGUUUUACACGUUUGAUCCUCUUCGACACCAACCCACCUUUGAUGACGAUGAAAUGAUGGUGAUGGGAGAGAUGGAGGUGAGGGCCGCACAUAAUGUGUUGGAGGCUUGUGCUCAAACUGACACUAUUGAUAAGGUUGUCUUUACAUCUUCUGUCGCCGCUGUUAUUUGGGGGCAGGAUCGUAAUUCCACAUCUGUUUCUCAUUUAGAUGAGAGAUUCUGGAGCGAUGUCCACUUUUGCUGCAAAUUUAAGCUGUGGCAUGGGCUGUCAAAGACGCUAGCGGAGAAGACGGCAUGGGCAUUAGCUAGGGACAGAGGAGUCAACAUGGUAUCGGUCAACGCAGGGCUGUUGGUGGGCCCCGAUUUGACCAUUGAUAAUCCGUAUUUAAAAGGAGCGGCGGAGAUGUAUGAAAGUGGAUUAUUUGUGACCGUUGAUUUGAACUACUUGGUGGAGGCCCACAUUUGUGUGUUCCAAGAUCUCUCAUCGUACGGUCGGUACAUCUGUUUCAACCACGUCAUCAACACCAAUGAUGAUGCAGCUGAUCUCGCCCGCAAAUUGACGUCUUUGCCCCCAGGAGAAGAGCAGCAAUUUGCGAGGGAGAUUCCACAGAGAAUAAGCAACAAGAAGCUGAACAAAUUGUUGAUGAAUUUUAAGGGAGAAGAGCAAAUAGAUUGAAGGAUAGUUCAAUUUUAUUUUUAAAAAAUAAAAUAAAAAUGUGUAUAUGACAGAUAUGAGAAAAGUGUCUCGAUGUUGUAUGUAUCGAUUAUGUAAUGGCCCAGGCUCACCGCUAGCAGAUAUUGUCUUGAAACACGUCUGUUAUGGAAAUAUUACCAUAUUCUUAUAAAGGGUGUUUCGUUCUCU
Cucurbita pepo subsp. pepo (vegetable marrow) is the source of this 1124-nucleotide messenger RNA. Its product is annotated as cinnamoyl-CoA reductase-like SNL6. The record is from RefSeq and is a predicted model, not a curated record. Gene Ontology annotation, molecular function: oxidoreductase activity, acting on the CH-OH group of donors, NAD or NADP as acceptor. NCBI's taxonomy places the organism in Eukaryota, Viridiplantae, Streptophyta, Magnoliopsida, Cucurbitales, Cucurbitaceae.